Molecule: messenger RNA, 549 nt
Organism: Perkinsus marinus ATCC 50983
Lineage: Eukaryota; Perkinsozoa; Perkinsida; Perkinsidae
Exons: 1
Coding region: 1-549 (182 amino acids)
Biological process (GO): phospholipid catabolic process
Cellular component (GO): extracellular region
Molecular function (GO): glycerophospholipase activity
Source: RefSeq, a predicted model, not a curated record
AUGGCAUAUAACGAUUCUGAUAAGCAGAGCAGUUAUCAUCAGUGCGCUCGUAGUGAGAUCAGUGAUCGUGAUGCUCCUCAUCUGGCUAACUUGGGAGAUGUUAUGUACUUCUCGAGGUAUAACGAGUACCUUACUGAUCCUAUUUCUGAGGGAUGCGCUCGUCUCUCAAUCGCCUCUCGUUAUGAUCUGAGCACCCAGGCGAAGUGUGGUGCCGGUGCUGGUCCCCAGGCUUUCGGUGCUAUCGAUGCUAAGGUUGUCGCUUCUAACGAUCUCACGACCGUUCAUGCUGUGUCUGGUCCUACCAGCGAUCCUGAGAAUGGCAUCCCAAUUUUCCAGUGGUCGACUUCUCCUGUUGAUGAUAUGAUCGAGCAUGUUGGUAUGCCUGAUAGUUAUGACUUCCCUUGGGUGAGGUUCAAUGGUGAGAGUUGGUCUCUAGAGGCCCUCGACGAUGCUGCUUGUGACCAUCCCGAUCAUAUUCGUAUGAACCCUCCAGCUACAACUACUACAACAACAGCUACUCCAACCAGCACUCUUCGUGGUGGUAACUAA